AUGGUAAUAGGGUCCUACAUUUUGGAAGCGCAACGAUUGGCCAAAAGUUUCACGGGCGCCACGUGAUUCAAUAUAGUUACCCCACGCUUGACAGCUCUGUUCCCUGUACUUUGAACGCCACCUGUAACUGGGUCCGACAGUCUUGUGCGCGAUUUGGACAUAUUUCGAGGGGAAUGUUUGCGAGUUUGAAGGACAGCAGUUCGUCGGAGGAAGACAGCCGACCCGAGCCGGAGAGGACGAUGGACGAACGGAAAACUCAAGCGACAGCACACCAUCAUCCCUUCAGUGUGGAGGCUAUCAUGUCGGGUAAAAAGAUGCGGAGUGAGUUUGCAAGGAAACCCGACGAUGUCUCUGUGGUUACAUUUUCAAACGCGGAAAACUCUUACCUGUGCAGAGAAACGUACAGCCCUGCCGAGGGAAUUCGCAAGCACUUUAUACCACCGUCGCCGGUAAAGUCGGAGUCCUCGGAGCCGGAUGACUGCGCUCCCUGGGUUGUGAGUCCACGGUUCUCUGUGCAAACUCGACAGGGGAGCCCUACCUGUCCACUACGGAAGCACAAAACCAACAGAAAGCCUCGCACCCCCUUCACCACCUCCCAGCUCCUGGCCCUGGAGCGCAAGUUCCGGCAGAAGCAGUACCUGUCUAUUGCAGAGCGGGCAGAGUUUUCCAGCUCUCUGACCUUGACGGAGACCCAGGUCAAGAUCUGGUUCCAGAACCGCCGGGCAAAGGCAAAGAGACUACAAGAGGCCGAGCUGGAGAAGCUCAAAAUGGCUGCCAAACCCGCGCUGCACCCUGGCUUUACGCUGCCGAUGCCCCUUGGUGCCCAGCUCCACACGGCCGUCUCCCUCUAUGGACAGUCCUACCCCUACCACCGGCCCAUGUUGCCCCUGUCGCCCAUGGGACUCUACGCCACGCCUUUGGGCUACAGCAUGUACCUGUCAUGAUACGGGGAGAGCGGGCCGUGCUGUUAAUACUCGCACCCUGAACACGUUGACGUCACUCUUUCUGAAUGCUAGCAUUUCUCCUUGCUACCAAAACAACCCUGAAGUGGAGAUUUUUCUUCUUCUUCUUCUUCUUCAUAAAACCAAUUGAGAGAUUUAAUGCCUCACGCACCGAAGAGCCUUAAUUACUGUCUUGAUUUUCAUCUGUGGAUGGACGAUAAUGAUUUGGCUGCCCCGGGCCAAUGUAAUGUUUUCCAAAGCGGGGGGUUCCCUUUAUCUAAUUGUCUUGUGUAGCAUUGUCGACAUGUAAAAUUGUAUUACUGUCAAUGCACACGUUAUUAUCUAGUAUAGAAGAUACAGCAAAGACGUGAUCCUUAUAAUUAUGUUCUGGUCGGGGUGUAUUUUAAUUCUCCUUGAAGAAGGACUGAUUGAUUUCACUCAAACUCAGCUAAUUCAAACGUGUAGAUAUUUUUACGUUCUAAUUUACUGUAGCAAAAAAUUUUAUUCAGCACUUCUGUUUUAUCAGGAUUUGUAGAGUUUUCAUUUCAUUUGUGAAUAUGUAUUUAUUUUACUUUCACUCUAUAAACUUUAAAUGCUGGAAAUAAAUUGAGUGAUUCAUGCUUGAAUUUAUAACAUGUAGCUGAAAUGUGGCAAAAAUGACCAACAUUUUAUUUAUAUCUUUUAUCUGAAAGUUCCUUUGGAAGGAGCUAUGCUAUGCAGUUUAAUAAAU
Molecule: messenger RNA, 1671 nt
Organism: Esox lucius (northern pike)
Lineage: Eukaryota; Metazoa; Chordata; Actinopteri; Esociformes; Esocidae
Gene: msx2b
Product: muscle segment homeobox 2b
Exons: 2
Coding region: 174-944 (256 amino acids)
Biological process (GO): regulation of transcription by RNA polymerase II; embryonic morphogenesis
Cellular component (GO): nucleus
Molecular function (GO): RNA polymerase II transcription regulatory region sequence-specific DNA binding; DNA-binding transcription factor activity, RNA polymerase II-specific
Source: RefSeq, a predicted model, not a curated record